UCUCCCUUCUACUAUAAAUCCAUGGCCUGCUCAUCACAAACUUCUUCAUCUCAUCUGCAAACAACAUCACUAUCUACACCACACCUUCAGACUUUUGGAGCCAAAGUGAAAUUUAGCCAGCCAAGAACACUUCAGACUCAAACAUGAUUCAUUCAAAGAAGCUUGCUCAGCUGGCCAAGAAGUGGCAGAGGAAGGUGGUGGCCGGAGCUGGUGGCCAGCAGACCGGCGAGUCCUGCAGCACGGUCGCUGACAAGGGCCAUUGCGUGGUGUACGCUGCUGACGGGGCACGGUUCGAGGUCCCGCUGGCAUACCUCCGCACGACAGUCUUCAGUGAGCUCCUGAGGAUGUCUGGGGAAGAGUUCGGCUUCGCGAACAGCGAGGGAGGCAGGAUCAUGCUGCCCUGCGACGCCGUGGUUGUGGAGUAUGUCUUGUGCCUGGUCAGGAGAGACGCCUCCGAGGAGGUCGAGAGAGCGUUCUUGAGCUCCAUUGUGGGGCAUUGCCACAGCCAAGAUGCAUCGGUGGGACUCACCCAUAAAGUUGCGCUUUGUACAUAGCUAAGCUACUGAAAAUCUGAAAUAUUUUUGGUAGAAACACAAGAAGUUUGUACAGUCUGAUGUAAGAGUCUAUAAUCAUAGGAAAUGUCACAAAAUAUAUCUUUUUCUCUCGGAGAAAUCUA
Molecule: messenger RNA, 676 nt
Organism: Triticum dicoccoides
Lineage: Eukaryota; Viridiplantae; Streptophyta; Magnoliopsida; Poales; Poaceae
Product: auxin-responsive protein SAUR36-like
Exons: 1
Coding region: 144-554 (136 amino acids)
Biological process (GO): response to auxin
Source: RefSeq, a predicted model, not a curated record